Sceloporus undulatus (fence lizard) is the source of this 5200-nucleotide messenger RNA. RefSeq lists its product as uncharacterized. The coding region runs from base 446 to 1510 and encodes 354 amino acids. Lineage: Eukaryota; Metazoa; Chordata; Lepidosauria; Squamata; Phrynosomatidae. The record is from RefSeq and is a predicted model, not a curated record. The transcript is spliced from 2 exons.
AAUGGUUCUGAGAUUACAUUUGCCAGUUCUUUUAAUACUUUUGGUUGUCCUGGAGACUUAUAUUCAUUUAGAUUAACCAGGUAUUCCUGUACUAUAUCUCUUUACUUAUUCUGUGAUGAAAUUUCCCUAUUCUGUACUUGGCUCCAUUAUCAUUAGGUUGAGCAUCCUUUGUCUUUUCUGAGAAUACUGAGGCAAAGAUGUUGAGUAAUUCUGCCUUUUCUCUGUCCUCUGUUAGCAUUUUGCCAUACUCCCCACACUGUGGCCCUACCAUUUCCUUAUUCUUCCAUUUGCUGCGGACAUAUCCAAAAAAGCCCUAUUUGUUGUUCUUAACCUCUCUAGCAAGCCUGAGUUCAUUCUGUGCUUUAGCUUUUCUGGCUUUACCCCUUCCCUGGACUUUGACUCGGACCGUCUUUGACUUCUCUCUGGUUCUGAUUUGGACUCAACGAUGUCUCCGGCACUGUUUAAAAAAUGCUACGUCAAGGAUCCCCACUCCUCCUGCCUCCUAUGCCUCGGGGACACCCAUAACUUCAAGGCUUGCCCCCUGUGCAAGUCCCUGACCCUGCAGGCUAGGAAAAACCCUGACUCCCGCCUGAUCAUCGCCAUCUACCAAGAGGUGCUCAAGCCUCAGCAGUCCACUCACCCUGCUUCGGCACUGGCGACUUCGGAGGCAACACCAGAGGCCACUGGUUCAGUGGCCCAGAGCUCCACAACUGAGCCAAGUGCCACUGUGACCCAGAGCUCCAUGACCGAGCCUAGUGCCACUGCCAAGAAGGCCUCCAAGGGUCACGAACCCAAGGGAUCGAGCUGGAAGCCGAAGUCCUCAAAAAAGGAUAAGGCUAAGUCCAAGGACUCGAGCUCGAAGAAGAUCUCGGUUCAGGAGGCGAGCUCCCGAGAAGAUUCCAGCUCUAAGUCCUCCAAGAAGAGACACAGGCCCUCCGACACGGGAGAUGGCUCUCCCCAGGCAUCAGCCAAGAAGUCCAAGCUUUCGGCUCCGAGCGAGGCUUCUGUGCAGCCGCCUUCUCACAUGAAAGCUCACUCCAAGUCCUCCGAUGGUUCAUCCCAUAAGAAGACUCAUCGAGUUUCCUCAGACACUCCUCGACCUCCCAAGAACCUGGCAUCUCCCUUGGUGCCGACUCGAGUCGAACCAGCUUCCUCCAUCCUUGGCUCUCCCAGGACCAUCUCGGUACCAGCUUCGGUUCCGGCCUCUACCCUAUCUGCGACACUGGCCUAUCACCACUCUGACGAUGAUGACGGCUCUGCCUCUCGGUCACCUCAUCGUUGCUCCCCGACGCCCGUUCCUCAGGUCCAGAUACACCAAGCCCAGGUCCAUCACCAGGAGGAUUUGGACUACUAUCAUGACAGCAAGACGGAGAAAUACUUUGUCGCUGUCAGCCAAGAUGUGGCUCACAGCCGCUUAGCAUCUAGGUUCACUGUUCCAGCACUGCCCCCACGGUCUCCAAACCAAGAUGAUCCACUGGAUCACCAGGGCGCAGAAACACUCCUCCACUGACGCGUGUGGCUACUACUCCACCAAUGGGUAGGGCACCUGCUCUGACCUCCAGACCUCUUCCUCCCAUACUGGCGCCAACUUAUCACUCGUCAGCUCAAAUAGUCAUUGACACCGACUCCGGUUCCGAGGCUGAAGGUUCUCAUGUUUCUCAGGUGGAUUUGUGUUUCUCUGACAAGGUAGCCCCUCAAUCCCCUCAGGAACUCUACCAACCCGGUUCAUCAUCACCAACCGAUGAUGUGCGCACCUUUUCAGACCAUGUGAUCAAGAUGGCUAACACCUUGGAAUUGCAGCUCUCUCAGGUCAAGGAUGAAGCCAAGGGCACUAUCGAGAGGAGAAUCCAUAUCAAGGUACCAACACCUCUCUCCAUUCCUCCUUGCCAUCCCUGGAGAACAUUGCAAAGUGCUCAUGGGAUGCUCCAGCUUCCUUGUCUGUGUCCUCAUGGAAAAUUGAGCCCUUAUAUAGGAUCUCACCCUCUCAGUGCUCUUGGCUCUCUUCCCAUCCUAAGCAAAAUUUGGCAAUCGUUGAGGGGUCACAACAGUCGAAGAUGUUGAUGUCGCCGGCCGACCAUGAGGCCAAAAAAUGGACAGCCUGGCCAAGAAGACCUAUUCUGCUUUGGUACUGGGCUUGAAGGUGGCGAAACAACGCUUGCAUGAGCACCUACGUCCAGUGCCUAAUGCAGAAAAUAUCGCCGAUCAUCCUGGAUGUUCCUGAGGAGUCCCAGCGCAUACUCACCGAAAUUAGGGAUGAAGCCCACUCCAUUGGUGGAUGGCUCAUCACUUCUGCCCGCCACUCCACAGACUGUUCGGCAAGGUCUAUGGCAGCUUCAAUUGCCCUUAGAAGGCAUGCCUGGCUCCAUGCGUCGGACCUGAAUCCUAGUGCCAAGUCAACCAUUGAAGACAUGGCCUUUGAUGAUUCCGGCUUGUUCAAUAAGGAGACGGAUGAACGUCUCAAUUACAAGUACUGGAUGAAGGCAGCGGCUAGGAAGCACGGACUGUGGUUCGCGACCAUUGACUUGAAGGAUGCUUAUUUUCACGUGGCGAUUUGAGAAAGUCACCGGAGGUUUCUGGCCUUCGCCGUUGGGCCUGACAUGUACCACUACAAUGUCCUUCCCUUCGGCCUCUCUACAGCUCCAAGGGUCUUCACCAAGGGCGUGGCUCUGGUCAUGGCAUACCUCCACCAGCAUGGUUCCAGGGUCUUCCCCUACUUGGACGACUGGCUCCUCGCAGCCCCUUCCAUGGAAGAGCUCCAAAGAGAUGUCGAGUUUACUUUGUCGCUCCUGUCGUCCCUCGGGCUGGUGGUCAGUCUGGAGAAGUCGCACCUUACUCCAUCCAGACAGAUCAAAUUCAUAGGCACCAUCCUCGACUCCGAAGAUUGUGUCGCCUAUCUCCCUCGGGACCAUUUCCUCGCUCUCUGCUGUUCCAUCAGGACCUGCUUAGCACACAGACGAGUGAGGGCCAGGGAUGUCCAGGUGGCCCUAGGACUUAUGGCUUCAAUGACGUUUGUGACCCCCAUGCUCAAGGCUUCGUUUGCAACCCUUCCAGUCGUGGUUCCUGUCGAUGUUCAACGCUAUGGAGGACCAGCCCUCCAAGUGGCUCACCAUCCCAAGGCCAGUCGCCCUCUCCCUCCAGUGAUGGCUCGACUCCCACAAUGUCUACGUUGGCAUGCCUUUUUCGUCACCUUGGCCCGACGCUUCCAUGAAGGGUUGGGGUGCCCACUUGUCGGGACUCCUGGUCAGGGACAGGUGGUCCCCAGACGAACAAUCUCUCCACAUCAAUGCCCUCGAGAUGCUAGCGGUGGAGAAGGCCUUGAGAGUGUUUGAGACCAGCCUCUGAGACAAGGUAGUCCAGCUGUUGACAGACAACACCACUGUCAUGUACUACCUAAAAAAGCAGGGGGGCACCAGAUCUCGAACCUUACUGGACAUCACGCUCCGAAUCUGGGACUGGUGCAUCCCAAGAAGGAUUCUCCUCCAAGCAAUCCACUUUUCAAGGGAGGAGAACGAGUUGGCCGACCGGCUCAGCAGGUCUUCCACUGUCUGCUACGAGUGGACGCUCCAUCCCAAGAUAGUCAGCAACCUCUUCAGUCGGUGGGGAACUCCCUGGAUCAACCUCUUCGCGACCACUCGCAACAGCCACUGUCCCCAGUUCUGCUCCCAGACGCGCAACGAGAACUCCCUCGGAGACGCAUUCGGCUUCGCUUGGUCAGGAGAUAUGCUCUACGCCUUCCCUCUGUUCCCACUGAUCACCAGGGUGGUGUCCAAGAUGACAGCGGACUGCUCGGAUGCCAUCCUCAUCACUCCUUGGUGGCCGAGGCAACCGUGGUUCCCGUCCCUUCUUCACCUCUCCAAGAGGGACUUCCUCUGGCUCAAGCUCUGUCACGACCUCCUCACUCUCCAGAACAGUCAGGUUCGGCACCUGGACAUCAAGAACUUGCCGUUGGUGGCAUGGAGGCUCCGUCCCUAGCCUCACUACCUCCUUCGGUACGGACGGUGAUUUUGGCCGCCCAGAAACCAGCUACCCAGAAAUCCUUUGCUUCCAAGUGGAAGAGGUUUCUUUUGUUCCUCUCUGAGAGAGGCCUUUCUCCAGCCCAGGUGACGACUCCGGUGGUGCUGGAGUUCCUGAUGGUACUUUUGGAUUCGGGGCUGUGCCUCACAUCCAUUAAGUGCUACCUUUCUGCCAUCUGUUCCCAUUUCCAGUUUGAUGGCAAACCUUCUUUUUUUAGGGACCCUCUUGUGAAGAGUUUCCUGAAAGGUUGUUGCAACCUUCACCCUCCGUCUCGGUACCGGCACCGGCACCGGCACCGGCUUGGAGCUUGGACACUGUGCUGUCCACUUUUCAAUCCAAGCCCUUUGAACCCAUGGCCACAACGGACUUGAGACUAUUGACUUGGAAGACUGUUUUCCUUUUGGCCAUUAACUCUGCCCGCCAUGCGGGCGAACUCUGUACCCUGUGGAAGGACCAGGCCUUCCUUAGAUUUCAUAAGGAUAAAGUUGUCCUCCACACCGACAUUACCUUCCUGCCUAAGGUGGUGUCUGCCUUUCACAUGUGUCAAGACAUUGUUCUACCUACCCUGGCUUCAAACCCGACCACUGAGAUCGAACGCAGUUUGCACACCUUGGACGUUCGGAGGGCUUUGGCCUUCUAUUUGGACAGAACUGCGGGGUCGAGCCAUUCCGAGAGACUUUUCCAAUGCUACUCGGAACCGAAAAAAGGGCUGCCUGUGACUGCGCAGAGGCUUUCCAAAUGGGUGGCUGGUACCAUCCACCUCUGCUAUGAACUGCUGGGCAGACCUCUCCUGGCCAGAGUUCGGUCCCAUGCAACUAGGGCAGUAGCAGCAUACUCCGCAUUCUUGAUUGGGGUCCCUUUGGAGGAUGUCUGUAAAGCUGCUAUUUGGUCCUAGCCCUUGACUUUCAUUAAACAUUACAGGCUGGACACCAGGGCCAAACAGGACACAGCCUUUGGAAGGGCAAUGUUGGUUUCAGGGUUACAUUGAUAGCACUACAUUCUAUUUGUUACAUGUUUGAAAUGAAUGUGCUGGUACUACAUUCUACUGGUUUACAUUGCUGAAAUGAAUGUCUUUGUCCAAAUUGGCUUGGUUUACAUCAUUCAUAUGGUUUACAUAGGUCUGGCAUGACCUAAUGUAUUGUUCUUUACUUAUGUCCCCAAACACAGAUUUAAGUACUGUUUAUUG